AUUUCUGCCUUUACACAUGUCACCCACAGUUUUAAAUCAAAACCCUAAUUAAUCACCAUGGCUAAAUCAAAAACUUCCUUCCUGUGUAAUGCAAUAAGCAGUUAAUUCAAUCCUCCACCUCCAAUUAAUUGUCUGUAUUUUUCUCUGAUUGGGAGUUUAAUUAUUAAGGGAGGGAGGGAGAAGAGGGCUUUGGAGUUUGGGAAGUUGGCUACUAAGGAAGCAACAGCUCCACUGGAAUUUCGGGUUUUCGCCCAUUUACGAACUUCGAAGUCGGGUGGGUGGGUCGUCUUCUUACACUACCUACAUAAUCUCAUCCCCAAUCUCUCUUCUUCUUCUCCAACUUUAUGUUCCUAACUAACCAAUUUCCAGAGAGUGUUAUUGCAGCGACCCGACCGAGGGGGAGAGUCGAGUGGUCACCGUCGUCCGCUGGUUACAUCCAGCGCAGAAAAAGAAAAUCUUGAGGAGAAUUGAGGAGGAAGAAGAAGACCCGCCAUCGUCGUCAUAUAUAUAUAUUGGAGCAGAAAAUGGGAUCUGAUCUUUUCUCUCACUACUGUAUGUGUAUGUGUAUGUGAUUGUAUGUAUAGGUGUAUGUAUACAUCAUUACAAAAGCCAAAGCGGUCUGUGUAAUCGUCAUCAAUGCUGCAAAGUACGGUACAGUCUUCCCCACCCCACUGCUGCAGUGCACUGUACACACCCACUGUUUUUCCCUCUCCCUCUCCCUUUCCCUCCCUCCCAAACCCUAAUUUUCCGAAUUAUUCCGAUUCGGGUUAGAAUUGUCCCUCUUUCUGUUCCCGAUUACGAAUUAAAUGAGAGCUGUAACAUGGAGGCAGAUGAAAUUCGGUGCAAGUUUCCCAGAAUCGGCGAUGCAGCUGCCGGCGGCGAGAAAAUGGGCGGCCACUAUCCCGAUGAGGACGACGACGGAGACAACCGAAGAGGUUGCUCCAAUGGCGUUGGAGCCGUCGACGCCGUCGGGAGAUUCAACGGCUGGCCUUCGUCGCGAAUUGUGAGGGUUUCGCGGGCCUCCGGCGGGAAAGAUCGGCACAGCAAAGUUCUGACCUCCAAGGGGCUGAGAGACCGCCGCGUGCGGCUGUCGGUGAAUACUGCGAUUCAAUUCUACGAUCUUCAGGACCGGUUAGGGUACGAUCAGCCGAGCAAGGCGGUGGAGUGGCUGCUGAAGGCGGCGGCGAGUUCCAUCGCCGAAUUGCCGCCGAUGAACAGUCCGUUCCCCGACACGCCGAAGCAGCUGAGCGACGAGAAGAGGUCCAGCACCGCCGGAAGCGAUCAGCUAGGGUCUGCCGCCGCCGCCGGCGAUCUGAAUUACUCUCAGCAGCAACUGACGGCGAAAUCCUCCGCCUGUAGCAGCACAUCGGAGACGAGCAAGGGCUCCGGGCUGUCUCUUUCCAGAUCUGAGAGCAGGAUGAAGGCCAGGGAGCGCGCCAAGGAACGAGUUGCAUCGGAGAAGAUGGAGAUGGAGAAGAAGGAGAAGGAGACUGAAUCUGCUUCUGCACUAAAUCCUCUCUCCCAAACCUCUUCCUUCACCGAGCUAUUGAAUGGAGGAAUCAACAAUGGCGGCGGCGGCGGCGGCGGCGGCGGCGGUGGUGGUUCCAAUGAGUCAAAUUACUUCCGGCAGUGGCCGAUGGAUUACUUCAAUUCGGGGCUUCUAGGCCGGACGGGGCAAAUGAUGCAACUACAGUCAACAAAUCCGUUCGUGGCGGCGCCGCCGAUAUUCAACGUCGGGGUGGAGCACCACCCGGAGCUCCUCCACUUCUCUUUUGUCCCGCCGGACCACUUCGUCGCCGGAGGAAACAGUGGCGCCGGAAACGUCAACAGCGACCACAAUACUGAGUACAAUUUGAACUUCAGAAUAUCAUCGUCGUCGUCGUCGUUUUCGUCAUCUCCAAAUCCAUCGUCCUCCGGCGGCGUCGCCGCUGGCUUCAAUAACAUUAGGGGGACCCUUCAGUCCAAUUCAACUUCUUUAGUACCGUCACUGUCGUUGCCUCACUUCCAGAGGUUUCCCGACGGAACCCCUCCAAGUUUCUUCAUUGCACCUGCGGAUAACCAUAGCAGCCGCCAGCCCUAUCUUUCAGAAUUGCAGCUCUGCUACGGCGGAGAUGCUAACACCGGCAAUAGGCAUUUCGCCGGUCAGAAAGGGAGAGGAAAGAAUUGAUCGCGAGUUCAUUAAUUAAUUCAUUCCCUGGUAAUGUUCUUGCUUGCUUAAUUUUCCUGCAAAGGUAAAAACGUUUAGUCAUCAUAUGUUGCCUUGAUGCAGUCAGUAUUUACGGUGGUUUGAGUUCUUGUCUUGAGAUGGGUUCGAGGCUUUUUAUAUCAGAUCAGCAUUGUGUUUUGUUUUA
Messenger RNA from Andrographis paniculata, 2351 nucleotides. Its product is annotated as transcription factor TCP2-like. The transcript has 4 exons. Gene Ontology annotation, molecular function: DNA-binding transcription factor activity; sequence-specific DNA binding. NCBI's taxonomy places the organism in Eukaryota, Viridiplantae, Streptophyta, Magnoliopsida, Lamiales, Acanthaceae. The record is from RefSeq and is a predicted model, not a curated record. Gene Ontology annotation, cellular component: nucleus. Gene Ontology annotation, biological process: regulation of secondary shoot formation. The coding region runs from base 821 to 2167 and encodes 448 amino acids.